Messenger RNA from Chilo suppressalis (striped riceborer), 849 nucleotides. Lineage: Eukaryota; Metazoa; Arthropoda; Insecta; Lepidoptera; Crambidae. The record is from the annotation of a GenBank genome assembly.
AUGUCUGAUUCUUUUACCUGUACCACUUCUCGUUCUACGCGUACCACUACAGAUUUAAUGGACAGUACAGCAGCUUGGCUCUCGUCACGUCGUGGCUUUUUAUACAGCAUAGAUGCUAUUCACUCGUUUAAGGUGUUUAAUGAGCUAUUUUUGUUACAGCACUCCAUGCUCUACUUUUUCCAUCAUUACGAGCUGCCCGUGAUACUACAACAGGCUCAACUGCAACAGCUGCUACUUCGCACUCACCGUGGAAUGGGUAUGAUGCCCAUAAUGGGCCUGGCAGGCAUCGCCGCAUUAGCCAGUGGCGCAGCUUACCAUGAUGCCCCAGGUACUGGCAGCCAAGCGACACCACCGACAACCCAGUCGACCACUCAAACCGUGCAGAACACAGUCCAAUCUACCACCCAGACGUCCCCCUCUGUAUCGACAGCUCAAACGAACACCACGCAUACAGGGGACGUGAUCUCAUCUAGGACAACAGCUACAGAAACAAGCGCUACAGGCACCAAUACUGCCUCCAACGAAAACGAAGAAACAACUGUCAUUACUGCACCUGACAAAUAUAGCUCUCCAGCUGGAGGAGAUAAUAUCAGAAUUGAAGAAAUCGCUAGGAAAACUUCAAGUGGUGACGUCACCGUUUCUUCCAAUAGUAACCCCACUGUGGCAAGUUCUAUCGCUCACAAUGCGCCAAGUGGGGCUAAUACAAUCGCAAAUAAUGUCAGUGAACAAGACGAGACUUCAACUCUAGAUCGCAGACGUAAGAAAAGCGAUGAACAGAAUUCAGACGACCCUCCACUAGAGAUCGAAAAUACGUCUACAGAAAGAUUAGCCCCUAGAGCGUCCCCUUAA